Molecule: messenger RNA, 1927 nt
Organism: Glycine soja
Lineage: Eukaryota; Viridiplantae; Streptophyta; Magnoliopsida; Fabales; Fabaceae
Product: protein ALP1-like
Exons: 1
Coding region: 121-1704 (527 amino acids)
Source: RefSeq, a predicted model, not a curated record
CAUCGCGUUCACACUUCCGCACACGCUUCCUCUCUCCCUCUAUAAAAAUCCCCCCAAACCCUUCAAACGCUAAAUCUCAUGCUUUCAUAAAAAAACAAUCUCCAUAACCAAACACACCACAUGGAAAUCAGCCAAAUCCCGUUUUUCACCCAAGAGGACUACUCUCACUUCUACAACCUCUACGAAGACACAGACUCUAACAACAGUCUCAACAAUAACAACAGCAACAACAAGAGAAAGCGUAACAACAGAAAAGAAGAAGGUAGUGGUGGAGGUGCAGAACAAAAAGGGCAUAAUGGUAAUAAUAAUAACGAGAACAGUGAAAGUAACUUGAAGGACUUACUUGCUUCGCUGAUUAUGUUAGACGAGGAAGAAAUUCAAGAGGAACGGAACAGAAAAGUUGAGUACGAACAGCAUCGCAACAUGUACAACGCCAACUUCGAGAACCAGACCCGGGCCAUGAACACCUACAAGGCCCAAUUCGAGGCCCAUUACGCGCAGUCAGAAGAGUUCGAACAAACAAUAACCAAAAAAGCUCGUCGCGCGGUUGCUGCUGCUACAGGAACUGGUUCGGUUAUGUUAUAUGAAUCCGGUUCGGUUCAGGUUCAACCUCGAACCGAUUCGGAACCCGGUUCGACGGUUCAGAGGAGACUAUGGGUGAAGGACCGGUCGAAGGACUGGUGGGAGAAGAUCAGCCGGAAGGACUUCCCGGAGGAGGAGUUCCGGCGGUGGUUCCGGAUGAGCAGAAGCACGUUCGACAUGAUCUGCGACGAGCUCGACGCGGCGGUGACGAAGAAAAACACGAUGCUCCGCGACGCGAUCCCGGUGCGGCAGCGCGUGGCCGUCUGCAUCUGGCGGCUCGCCACCGGCGAUCCGCUCCGGCUAGUCUCAAAGCGCUUCGGGUUAGGAAUCUCCACGUGUCACAAGCUCGUCCUCGAAGUCUGCUCCGCUAUACGCACCGUUCUGAUGCCGAAGUUCCUGCAAUGGCCGAACGAGGAAAAAACGAAGCAAAUCAAAGACGAGUUCGAGAAAAUCUCAGGAAUACCUAACGUAGGAGGAGCAAUGUACACAACGCACGUUCCAAUAAUCGCUCCGAAAAUCAGCGUCUCCGCGUAUUUCAACAAGCGCCACACGGAGCGUAACCAGAAGACGAGUUAUUCGAUAACGGUUCAAGGCGUGGUUGAUUCAAAAGGCGUUUUCAAUGACGUGUGCAUCGGUUGGCCAGGUUCGAUGCCGGACGAUCGCGUUCUGGAGAAAAGCGCGUUGUUCCAGAGAGCGAGCAGAGGGAACUUAAAGGGCGUUUGGAUCGUUGGAAAUUCAGGCCAUCCGCUUAUGGACUGGGUUCUAGUGCCGUACACGCACGCGAAUCUGACGUGGACGCAGCACGCGUUUAAUGAGAAGAUUGAAGAGAUUCAAGGCGUAGCCAAAGAGGCCUUUGCGAGAUUGAAGGGGCGGUGGGGGUGUCUGCAGAAGAGAACUGAAGUGAAGCUUCAGGACUUGCCCGUUGUGCUUGGCGCGUGUUGCGUUUUGCAUAAUAUUUGUGAGAUGAGGAAUGAAGAAAUGGAUGAUGAGUGGAGGUUUCAGAUUUUCGAUGAUGAGAUGCUGCCGGAAAAUGGAAUACGAUCUUCUGCUUCCCUUCAGGCCAGGGAUCAUAUUGCGCACUAUUUGUUGCACCAUGGGAGGGCUGGGACUGGCUUUUUCUAGUCUUCUAGGUUCUUCUUUUCGGGUUUUCUUGCUUUUUUUAGAACUUUACUACUAUCUCAUUCUUUUUCGCUAUGUCACGUUGAAUAACUAGAGAUUAACUGGAUUGCAUAGAUUGAAAUAUGGUCAUUUGUAUACAACAACUAUUGAUUGUAUAGAGAAUUUUUGUCUGAUGAGAAAUGGAAUUAAAUCAAUUAUGUUCGAGCCAUGGUUGGAAUAUUAAAUG